UUCUAUACCUCUUCCAUUAACCCCAAGAAAACAAACGGCUCUGUUCUCUCUCUCUCUCUCUUUCUCUCUUGCCAAGAAAAUCUUGAACCCACCUCGGGACAAUGAUCUCUUCUGUUAAACCAACUCCAUCUUCCUUCUCCGCCACCUCCACCGGCGCCAGACGGUCAAUUCCGACGAAGCUCCAGUUUUCUCCUUUACACAUCACCAGAAGCUGCCAUAACCAAAGCUUCAUCAACUCCAAUGUCUCCCAUCAAAAGCCGCUCCACAUUUCAUCUGCCGAGAACCUUUCUAGCUUCAAGCGUGAGGUCAGAGUCGAAGCCUACGAGGCAGAUCGAUCUCGUCCGCUCGACAUCAACAUCGAGCUUCCCGACGAACAAUCAGCGCAGAAGCUGAAGAUCGGAAUCUAUUUCGCGACUUGGUGGGCACUCAACGUUGUCUUCAACAUCUACAACAAGAAAGUCCUCAACGCUUUUCCUUACCCGUGGCUAACUUCGACCUUGUCUCUCGCUUGUGGCUCUCUCAUGAUGCUCGUUUCUUGGGCCACUAGAAUAGCUGAAGCUCCUAAAACUGAUCUCGAUUUCUGGAAAACUCUGUUCCCGGUGGCUGUGGCGCACACAAUCGGACAUGUGGCAGCAACAGUGAGUAUGUCGAAAGUAGCAGUGUCCUUCACACACAUCAUCAAAAGUGGUGAACCAGCUUUCAGUGUCUUGGUCUCAAGAUUCUUCUUGGGAGAGACUUUCCCUCUUCCAGUUUAUCUCUCUCUCUUACCCAUCAUCGGAGGAUGUGCUCUCGCCGCAGUCACCGAGCUUAACUUCAACAUGAUUGGGUUUAUGGGAGCGAUGAUAUCGAAUUUAGCAUUUGUGUUUAGGAACAUAUUUUCAAAGAAAGGGAUGAAAGGGAAGUCAGUGAGCGGAAUGAAUUACUACGCUUGCUUAUCGAUGAUGUCUCUUUUGAUCCUCACACCAUUUGCAAUCGCUGUAGAAGGUCCUAAAAUGUGGGCUGCUGGUUGGGAAAACGCAGUUUCUCAACAAAUUGGACCGAACUUUGUCUGGUGGGUAGUGGCACAGAGUGUGUUCUACCAUUUGUAUAAUCAGGUCUCAUACAUGUCCUUAGACCAGAUUUCGCCGUUGACAUUCAGUAUCGGUAAUACAAUGAAGAGGAUUUCGGUCAUUGUGGCUUCUAUCAUCAUUUUUCAUACCCCGGUUCAACCAGUCAAUGCUCUUGGAGCUGCCAUUGCCAUUCUUGGAACUUUCCUAUACUCACAGGCUAAGAUGUGAGGAUGGUUUAGGAAGCUGGAUUUUUUCGAUGGAUUUCGAUAGGAACUAUUAACAAGAAAUAAAUUUUGAGGUGAGAUCAACAUCGGAAAUAGCUUUGUCCUGUCAAUGGAUUUGAAGAAACUGUAGCAUGAAGUUGAUGAUCUCACAAGAGUGCUUGCUUUUUUUUUUUACAUUUUGUGUAUCAUUUUAGAUUUUGCAUAAGACCAAGUAGAUAUUCUAUAUCAUAAUAUAAAGCA
Brassica oleracea var. oleracea is the source of this 1513-nucleotide messenger RNA. RefSeq names its product glucose-6-phosphate/phosphate translocator 2, chloroplastic. NCBI's taxonomy places the organism in Eukaryota, Viridiplantae, Streptophyta, Magnoliopsida, Brassicales, Brassicaceae. The record is from RefSeq and is a predicted model, not a curated record. The transcript has 5 exons. The coding region runs from base 102 to 1277 and encodes 391 amino acids. Gene Ontology annotation, biological process: transmembrane transport. Gene Ontology annotation, cellular component: Golgi apparatus; membrane. Gene Ontology annotation, molecular function: antiporter activity; phosphoglycerate transmembrane transporter activity; triose-phosphate transmembrane transporter activity.